Magallana angulata is the source of this 703-nucleotide messenger RNA. RefSeq lists its product as uncharacterized. The transcript has 2 exons. NCBI's taxonomy places the organism in Eukaryota, Metazoa, Mollusca, Bivalvia, Ostreida, Ostreidae. Bases 86 to 547 code for a protein of 153 amino acids. The record is from RefSeq and is a predicted model, not a curated record.
AAUAGAAAGUAUAUGACUUCCUAGUGCAAACAUUGACGGACAUAACAUCGGGAGCCACGUCCAAGGCACCGCAAUCUUCGCCAAAAUGCGUCUUGUUUACAUAUUCUGCAUCUUGUCGGUCUGUCAUGUUAGUUUUUCUCAGCGAAUGCCGGAUGAAAGGAAUGUUCGAAAUCGCAAAAGAGGACGUUCCGGUCGGUUUAGAGGUCGUUUUUUCCUCCAGCCAGGCGAGGGAAACAAUUGGCAAAUGCAGUUCAAUAACUUGAACAGGGAUCGGUUUGGAAACAGGAAUCAUCCUCCGUGGGGACCUCGCAAACCAGGACCAGAAAACCUCACUGGGACGUCGCCAUUCGGGAUUUCCGAUUUAGCUGGUGCCGGGGCUGGUCCGGAUUUUGGCCCACAGCAGCGCCCUACAUUUUUCGGGAGCCCAGUGUCAGUGGUAUCUGAUGGUUUCUGUUACUAUUGUUGUCGCAUACCUUGGCGUAUGUAUACCUGGUGCGUACGCCGUUUUUGCAUCGGUGGAGGUCCGAAUUGUAGAGCUUUCGGAUAAUCAAUGUAGCAUCAAGCGCCACCUUUUGUUAAUCAUAACCAUGAAAUAUGACAGCUGCACUGGUUCUCUUGUUGAAUUAUCAUAUAAUUAAAUAGUCUAUAGUUUAAUUAUGUUUGUAAAGAUUGUAUUUAAUUUCAAAUAUAAUUAUGAAGUCUG